AGCUGUCAGGGAUCAAACACAGAUAUAAAGGCUGCCCCUCUCAGGCACAGAAAAGAUUAUCCUCCCUCCUAGACUCUCCAGUAAAUCACGACAGCGAUGAGUGAGAUUAUUCUGUUUGAUCAUGAAGGCUGUACGGGAAAGAGGGAAGAUUUCUCCUGCGACACCCCGGACCUUGGAGUGAAGUUCUUCAGUGGGGUAGCUCGCUCCCUGAAGGUGAAGGGGAACCACUGGGUGGCUUACACUGGCAAGAACUACUCCGGCGAGCGCAAGAUAUUUGGGGAAGGAGAACACCUGAAGCUGGGGCCAUUUGACCAGAAGAUCGGCUCCCUUAAGCUGCUCAACACAGACCUGAGUUAUCCCAGCAUCGAUUUGUUUGAACACAUUGACUUCAAGGGGGAAUCGCGCAACGUGGACGAGAGGAUCGAUAACCUGAGGACAGGGGGCUUCAAUAAUCUGAUCUCAUCUCACAUCGUCAAGGCUGGAGUCUGGAUCCUUUACGAUGGGAUGAACUGUCAGGGGAAACACAUGAUUGCGUUGGAGGGGGAAAGAGUGGCAAAUUACUGUCCUCUUGGCUGGAACGACAAAGUCUCUUCCCUGCGCCCCUUGCUGACCUCCGACAAGGAGGUGUGAGACUGACAGCUCCAGAGGAGGGCUGGGGUGGGGGGUGUGCAUGGGGGAUUUUAAUAGCCUCCCUUGCUUCCAACCAUCCCCCCCAUCCCAUCAAACCCUCAGCUGUGCGGGUCAGUCUUUUGCUAAAAUCCCUGAAGCUGCUUUGGAAAACUCCGGAAGAAUGACAGCUUGGCCGCUGCAACGUGGAAUGAGACCCUUUGGCCCCUCCUGAAACCUCCUGCUGUCCCCAUUCUUGAUCUGCUCACCUCGUUUUGCUCUGCCUGUUUAGCGAUGAAAUAAAAUUGAUGUUUGCAAAGUC
Molecule: messenger RNA, 928 nt
Organism: Stegostoma tigrinum
Lineage: Eukaryota; Metazoa; Chordata; Chondrichthyes; Orectolobiformes; Stegostomatidae
Product: epidermal differentiation-specific protein-like
Exons: 1
Coding region: 97-630 (177 amino acids)
Biological process (GO): visual perception; lens development in camera-type eye
Molecular function (GO): structural constituent of eye lens
Source: RefSeq, a predicted model, not a curated record